AUGAGUGACAUGCUGCCCUACGCAUCUUCCGGGUCGAAGGUGACCCCAAGACACAAUGCGAACGUAGGAUACUCCAAUGGAUAUCCGCGAAACUCCAGCACCUUGGAGUUCUCGCCACACCGAUUUCAGCCCCGGGGCUCUCCGCCGUCUCUGCGUCGACGAAGAAAGCUGCUCGUGCGGCUCGCCAUCCUCUCCGUGAUCGUGCUUUUUGGCGUCUUUGUGUGGCCGGGCGCACCCGUUCUAUCGGUCUUCUCGCUCAGCCUAUUCGCCGGCAGCGAGGGAAUCCAGCUCGAAACCGUGCGGUACUAUGACCUUUCUAACGUCCAGGGCACUGCGCGCGGUUGGGAGCGCGAGGAACGUAUCCUGCUGUGUGUUCCGCUGCGUGACGCCGCACCGCAUCUGCCAAUGUUCUUCUCUCAUCUGCGCAAUUUCACAUAUCCCCACCACCUUAUCGAUCUAGCCUUCCUCGUGUCCGAUUCCAAGGAUCGCACCCUCGACCUUCUGAUCGAGAACCUUGAGUCCAUCCAGGCAGACAACGACUCAGAGGAACAUUUCGGCGAGAUCUCCAUCCUCGAGAAGGACUUUGGCCAGAAGGUCAACCAGGAUGUUGAAAGCCGUCACGGCUUUGCCGCACAGGCCAACCGUCGCAAACUUAUGGCACAGGCCCGGAACUGGCUGCUGAGUGCCUCCCUCCGGCCGUACCAUUCCUGGGUCUACUGGCGUGAUGUUGAUGUCGAGACUGCGCCGUUCACUAUUCUCGAAGACCUGAUGCGCCACAACAAGGAUGUCAUUGUACCGAAUGUUUGGCGGCCACUUCCCGAUUGGCUAGGCGGCGAACAGCCGUACGAUCUUAACUCGUGGCAGGAGUCCGAAACGGCUCUGGCCCUGGCCGACACACUGGACGAGGACGCCGUCAUUGUCGAGGGCUACGCUGAGUACGCAACUUGGCGGCCGCAUCUGGCUUACCUUCGCGACCCCUACGGUGACCCGGACAUGGAAAUGGAGAUCGACGGUGUCGGUGGCGUCAGCAUUCUGGCCAAGGCCAUGGUGUUCAGAACUGGUGUGCAUUUCCCGGCGUUCAGCUUUGAGAAGCAUGCGGAAACCGAAGGCUUCGGCAAGAUGGCAAAACGCAUGGGCUACUCCGUCGUUGGUCUCCCGCACUACACCAUCUGGCACUUGUACGAGCCAAGUCUGGAUGACAUCCGGCACAUGGAGGAAAUGGAGAACGAAAGGAUUGCCCGGGAGAACGAAGAGAAGGAGAAGGCCGAGAAGGCAGAAAAGAUGAAGAACACCUUUGGCGAUCCAAAUGGCCAGUGGGAGAAGGACAAGGCUGCUAUGCAGGACAUUCCACACAAUAUCGCAGCCGAGAAAGUUGCAGCCGAGAAGGCCGCCAAUGCAGAUGCGGCGGCCAAGGCUGCCAAGAAUGUUGCGCCAUGA
This is a messenger RNA of Grosmannia clavigera kw1407, 1437 nucleotides long. Its product is annotated as mannan polymerase 2 complex anp1 subunit. The transcript has 6 exons. Lineage: Eukaryota; Fungi; Ascomycota; Sordariomycetes; Ophiostomatales; Ophiostomataceae. Gene Ontology annotation, cellular component: mannan polymerase complex. Gene Ontology annotation, biological process: cell wall mannoprotein biosynthetic process; protein N-linked glycosylation. Bases 1 to 1437 code for a protein of 478 amino acids. Gene Ontology annotation, molecular function: alpha-1,6-mannosyltransferase activity. The record is from RefSeq and is a predicted model, not a curated record.